GCGUCGCGAGGCGAGCGUCCUCCUUUUGUGCGAGCGCCGGCGGCUCGGCUUCUCGAAGGUAAACAGCGCUUCCUCUUCCUCCUCGCCGCGCCUCUUCCUUUUAUAGUUAUUUCUCGCCUGGCACUCGCCCGGGCCGCUGCUGCUGCUGCUGCUGCCGCCGCGGCGGGGGCAGCUCGCAAACCUGUGGCGGUGACGUGAGCCCCGCCAACCCGGAAACGGCGGCGGCGGCACCGGAGGCUCCGAGUCUCCUGCGCUCCCGCGCCGCGCUCCCCUCGUCCGCCCGGGCCGCCAGGAGAAGAAACUGAGGCCUGGAAUUUGAUUAACUCAUUCAAGAUUACCCAGUUGGUAAUCAUUUGCAUACCUGUUAGCAAGAAACAGAAGUUGAAGGACUGGAACAAGUGAACUAGGAAAGAGGGAACGCCAAUCCAAGGAUAGAAGGACAAGGACAGAAUCACCAGCACUGGCUGAAGGUACCUUAACAUGGGGAAUCUUCUUAAAGUUUUGACAUGCACAGACCUUGAGCAGGGGCCAAAUUUUUUCCUUGAUUUUGAAAAUGCCCAGCCUACAGAGUCUGAGAAGGAAAUUUAUAAUCAGGUGAAUGUAGUAUUAAAAGAUGCAGAAGGCAUCUUGGAGGACUUGCAAUCAUACAGAGGAGCUGGCCACGAAAUACGAGAGGCAAUCCAGCAUCCAGCAGAUGAGAAGUUGCAAGAGAAGGCAUGGGGUGCAGUUGUUCCACUAGUAGGCAAAUUAAAGAAAUUUUAUGAAUUUUCUCAGAGAUUAGAAGCAGCAUUAAGAGGUCUUCUGGGAGCCUUAACAAGUACCCCAUAUUCUCCCACCCAGCAUCUAGAGCGAGAGCAGGCUCUUGCUAAACAGUUUGCAGAAAUUCUUCAUUUCACACUCCGGUUUGAUGAACUCAAGAUGACAAAUCCUGCCAUACAGAAUGAUUUCAGCUAUUAUAGAAGAACAUUGAGUCGUAUGAGGAUUAACAAUGUACCGGCAGAAGGAGAAAAUGAAGUAAAUAAUGAAUUGGCAAAUCGAAUGUCUUUGUUUUAUGCUGAGGCAACUCCAAUGCUGAAAACCUUGAGUGAUGCUACAACAAAAUUUGUGUCAGAGAAUAAAAAUUUACCAAUAGAAAAUACCACAGAUUGUUUAAGCACCAUGGCUAGUGUAUGCAGAGUCAUGCUGGAAACACCGGAAUACAGAAGCAGAUUUACAAAUGAAGAGACAGUGUCAUUCUGCUUGAGGGUAAUGGUGGGCGUCAUAAUACUCUAUGACCACGUACAUCCAGUGGGAGCAUUUGCUAAAACUUCCAAAAUUGAUAUGAAAGGUUGUAUCAAAGUUCUUAAGGACCAACCUCCUAAUAGUGUAGAAGGUCUUCUAAAUGCUCUCAGGUACACAACAAAACAUUUGAAUGAUGAGACUACCUCCAAGCAAAUUAAAUCCAUGCUGCAAUAACAAUUCUGGAAUAAGCACCUGCUGUAGACAGAAGACAGUAUUCUGCAAUGACUGAGAAUGCACAGUUUUUUAGUGAUUGCAAUUACUAUCUCAUUUAUUCUUGCUUUUAUUUCUUUCCUCUGUUCCUCUUCCCUCUUUUUUAAUCAUGUUCUUGUUCUUAAGACUUCUUUUCUGUGCCAAAAUUAGUAAAGUUACACUCUGAAGGGAUAUCAUCCUUUCAAACAGGCCAUCUAAGGCAGCUAAUUAUGCAUUGCAUUGGGGUCUCUACUGAGAAAAAUUCUGUGACUUGAACUAAAUAUUUUUAAAUGUGGAUUUUUUUUGAAACUAAUAUUUAAUAUUGCUUCUCCUGCAUGGCAAAACUGCCUAUUCUGCUAUUUAAAAACCCUCAAUGACUUUAUUUUCUACUGCCGCCUUUUUCAUGUGCAACCAAAAUGAAAAUGUUUAAAUUAACUGUGUUGUACAAAUGGUACCCAACACAAACUUUUUUUAAAUUAGUAAUACUUUUGUUUAAAGUUUUAAGUUUGCAUUUUGACUUUUUUUGUAAGGAUGUAUGUUGUGUGUUUAACCUUUAUUAACUAACGUUAAAAACUGUGAUGUGUGCGUAGAAUAUUACGUAUGCAUGUUCAUGUCUAAAGAAUGGCUGUUGAUGAUAAAAUAAAAAUCAGCUUUCAUUUUUCUAAGUGUGGCUUGGUUUACUGAUGUUUUGUUUUUAGGCUUCUAAAGUUUUCCCCAUGUAUGUUUUUAUGGAAUGCAUAUAUACAUUACAUGAUUUUUUCUUUUAGGGGAGAGCCGGGUCUUUUCAUUAGAAUUUUUAUCAUUGUCUAUGUAUAUAAUUUUAAUUGCCUUUAAAAUUUUGCUAAGUAUAUUAAGACCAGUGAUCUUUUCAUUAACUGGACUUUUAUUCUUGAUUUACUCUUGUAUGGAUGUAGUAAUGAAAGGAAAACCGCAUCCUAGCUUGAUUCACCAUUUCCAGGAGAGUGGGUAGCAACGUGAAGGCAGAGUAGCCCUUUAAUCCUGGGAAGAGAGUGAUUAUAAGAGGGACUUCCUAGGAGAAAAGCAGAGACCAUGGUCUCACUAGUGGUGGAAAACUAACAUGUUUUUCAGUUUGAGAUCAUAAAACCUAAAUCAUGAAAUCUAAAUCUCACGGUUGGAAGAAACUGCUUAAAGGUUGUCUAGUUCAACCAUGCCAGUGUUUUAAAUAUUUAGGAAUAUCUGAGGUAUAAUGCAAUUAAAAUGCUUAACCAUGGAAGAGAAUCACAGAGGCUUCCCUCAGACCCUUCUGAAUUAAUAGGGCCAGAUCAUGGCACACACAGCUUCUCAAGAUCAUAUCCCUGCUGAUCUCUCUGGCCCUCCCGCUCACUGCUCCCCCACUUCACACCCUGUUCUGCAGCCAGGCCCUACUGCUUGCUAUUCACAAAUUGUCCCAUGCGAUGUCACUUCCUUAACUCUGGUCUGGCUGGUACCUGAACCUGACAUUACCUUCCUCCCCUUGUGACCAUCUAAUGGACGCCAACUUUCAUCUUUGAAGGGUUAUCUUCUAUUACCUCCUUCAUGGAGCCUUCUGGAUAACAUUGGCCAUAUCCUUCUAGGCAUCCUCUAAGAAUAGGGUAAUGGGCUAAAUAGUGACCCCCAGGAGAUACAUUCACUGGGAACCUGCACGUGUGACCUUAUUUGGGAAAAGUUUUUGCAGAUGAAAUCAAGGAUCGGGAAAUGAGAUCAACCUGUAGUAGGAUGGGCCCUAAAUUCAAUGACCAGCUAUUAGAAAAGAAGGGGAAAGAGACGUACAGAGCUGAAGGCCAUGUGAAGAUGGAGGCAGAGAUUAGAGCAAUGCAUCUAUGAGCCAAAGAACCCUAAGAAUUGGAAGUCGCUAGAAGCUAGGAAAGAAGCUUGUCACAGAUGAUCUCAGAGUCUUGAGCAGGAACCAACCCUGCCAAUAUCUUAAUUUCAGAUAUCUGGCCUCCAGGAUUGUGAGGGAAUAAGUUUCUGUUGUUUUAAGCCAUGCGGUUUGUGGUAUUUUGGUACAGCAGCCUUAAGAAUCUGAUACAUGUAUCUCGUAAAACAUCUCUGAUACUUACCUGCGCUUGUGGCUGUGUUGUCUGAUUCUAUAAGAGCCGUAGUAUCUGGAUACUAGAGAGUCUGCAAACUUGAGAGAAGGGCCAUGUCUGAUUUUCCUUCAGUGUCCCAAGGAAGGAUCUCGCACAGUACCCGGAUUUGGAGAGGUGCCAAGUGAAUGCUUCGGUGGACUGAAUGAAUACAAAUCAAAAAUAAUGACGCAGCUGGAAUGGAUGCAGUAAGAUUGCUGUGGCCUAUGCAGUUCACAUAGUUCACACUCUGCAUGUUGAAGAAUAAGUGGACAAAUCUCUUUAGCCCAGGGGCUAGCAAACCGGUCUUUGGGCCAAUUUAUCCACCAUCUGUUUUUGUACAGCUUGUGAGCUAAAAAUGGUUUUUAAAAAGGUUGAAUACAAUGAAAAGAAUAAUAUUUUGUGGCAUGAGAAAAGCAUAUGAGAUUCAAAUUUUAGUGUUCAUAAAUAAAAUUUUAUUGGAA
Messenger RNA from Chlorocebus sabaeus (green monkey), 4000 nucleotides. RefSeq names its product CYFIP related Rac1 interactor B (gene CYRIB). Gene Ontology annotation, molecular function: small GTPase binding. Gene Ontology annotation, biological process: regulation of actin filament polymerization. The record is from RefSeq and is a predicted model, not a curated record. Lineage: Eukaryota; Metazoa; Chordata; Mammalia; Primates; Cercopithecidae.